AUGCCAGAGACGUCUCCUGAAGCAGAUGCGCAUCCCGAUCAACCACCAGAGACCACCGCGAAUUCGAGCUCGAAGAAAGAUCUUUGCCUCAGUGGCCCUGGGAGGGUCUACCCUCUGCGAUCGAUUGUUGCCCCGACGCACCCUCUUGCACUCCCCUACCGAUCGUCUUCGACGUCGAGCAGUUCACCACAUGUUCACAGCCUGUGCAACGAAAAACCUGAGUUGGAGGACCGGGAUGAGCACUUGGAGCAACAACCGCCCAUUAGUCAGCCGAGCACCCCGCCCGAGCAACGAUUCUGGUCAUGUGACUCCCCCAAGCAACAAUCGCAACAAUCACCCCUCUAUUAUCAGCAGCAGCAGCAGCAGCAACAUCAGCAUCAAAUCGACGGUACUGGAUCGAUAACCCCUACUAAACUAUAUGACUAUGCCUCAGGCUCGGAAGGUCCAGACCAUCUGAGUCUUGAGACUCUCGGCUCACUCACUCCGUCAUCCUCUCAUCGAAGAUAUGACGCACAAGACUCCGAUGAAGACAGCCUCGCUACCACCAGCACCACCAAGAGCCUACAGGCGUGCGAGGAUGAGCCGAUACACAGACCUGGGGCAGUGCAAUGUUUUGGGGCAUUGGUGGUGUUAGAAGAGGUCGAUGAGGGAACGUUAAUGGUGCAAUUGGCUAGUGAGAACUCGGAGGCUAUCAUUGGUCAUUCGCCGCAGAACUUAUUCACCUUGAACAGUUUCUCCGACCUGUUGCGCAACGACCAGGAUGGAAUCCUCAGGGAUCAUGUGCAGCUAACCGAGGAUGAUCAGUGGAGUCCGGCUGUGGAUGGGCCGGAGAUCUUCAAGUUAUCCAUCAACGACCGACACGGGCAUCCCCAGCGAUUCUGGUCGGCCGUCCACCGCAAUCCAGCGCACUGGCAUCUGAUUAUCUGCGAGUUCGAGAGCGAGAUCGAUCGUCUUAACCCCGUCAACACAGCCGGCCAGACCUUGCCGGCGAAACCAACGGAUAUCCUGGGAUUCGAGCCAACAGCCGAUCAAAUAGCCAGCAGCACCGUCAAGAUCAGCCAACCGUUGCGGCUACUACGAAACAGACGCCGGAAACCCGGCGAGAUGGCUUCUAUGGAAGUACUCAACAUCAUCAGCAAAGUCCAAGAUCAGUUGGGUAGGACGCAGGACCCGGAUACGCUGUUGAAUGUCUCAAUCGGACUGAUCAAGGAGCUGACCGGCUAUCACCGCGUAAUGGUCUAUCAGUUUGACCACGAGAACAAUGGGAAUGUCGUUGCAGAACUGGCCGAUCCAAGAUUCUCGAAGGACAUUUUCAAAGGACUCUCGUUUCCGGCCGCGGACAUACCCCAGCAGGCCCGUGAUCUGUAUAAGAGAAGCAAGGUCCGGCUUCUGUACAAUCGCGAUCACAUCAACUCCCCCCUAGUGUCGCGAGAUCUCGAACAUGCGAGAGCCCCGCUGGAUAUGACUUACGCAUUCUUACGGGCGAUGUCACCUUAUCAUUUAAAGUAUCUGGCUCGGAUGUGUGUCCGCUCUUCGAUGUCGAUCAGCAUCAACGAUCGCGAAGAUCUCUGGGGAUUGAUUAUAUGUCAUUCCUACGGGGAUCACGGCAUGAGAGUUCCCUUUCCGGUCAUCCGCCUGAGCAGGUUGAUUGGCGAUUCGGUGUACCAGAACAUCAAGCGACUCUCCUGUAUGUCGCACCUGGAGGCCGGCAGCCCCGCCAACCAGGUGGCUGCAUCCGAAAUCCUGAAACAGGACAGCCACACAUCCGAGGCGUUGCUCAAGCUCUUUGAUGCAGAUUUCGCAGCUCUUUCCAUUCGGGGACGAACGAGCAUACUGGGCGAGUCAACGGACUUCGCAGAAAGCCUGGCUCUGGUCGAAUAUUUCCGGUUUAAGAAGCUGGGCUCUGUUGUGGCUACUAGCCAUGUCAAGCGAGACUUCCCAGAUCUGCACUUUCCUCCUGGCAUUCACUCUGUCUCGGGUGUCAUGUAUGCGCCUCUUUCCCUGCACAAAGAGAAUUUCAUCGUCUUCUUCCGCCGCACGCAGAUGAAAGAUAUCCGAUGGGGUGGAAAUCCAUAUACAAAGUUACCCUUACAGCCUCGGAAGGAUUUCCGGGUCUGGCGGGAGACUGUCGUGGACCGGUCUCGGGAGUGGACCACGUCGCAGACCGAUAAUGCAGCUGCCUUGGGCAUGGUAGGCUCUCAAGUGUCGAGCGACUGGCGGACGGAAACGGAAUCCCCUUCGUCGUCUAGCCAGCAGGCCAAGUCGGGCGAUGAGAUUCGAACCACCCUGAACACGAUCAUGGGGAAUCUUGGGGUGGUCCUUGGAGGGUCUUUUGACUCCGAAUUCCAAGACAGCAUCACCCGCUCCUAUUCCGCGUCAAAAUCCCUCCUUUAUGUGAUCAACGAUCUCUUAGACAUCACGAAGAAGGAAGAGGGGUACAAUCUGAUCAAGGACGAAGUAUUUGAUCUCUUGACCUGCUUCCGCGAAGCUACCAAGAUGUUCGAGACCGAGGCGCAGCGCAAAGGGCUCCUCUACAAGGUUGUCCAUCAGUCGGGGAUUCCAAAGGGCGUGUUCGGCGAUGAGCGGCGCGUUCGUCAGGUGAUUUCGAACCUCAUCUCCAACGCCGUCCAGCACACCUCCGAGGGAGGGGUCACCGUUGAGAUGUGGCGGGACUCGGUCAUCCCUGCGCCGGGGCGGGCCAUCAUCAACAUCACCGUGGUUGACACCGGGUGUGGCAUGUCGUCGGACAAACUCGACAUGCUUUUCUGCGAGCUGGAGGAGAUUUCGCUGGAGCGGAAGAACGGCGGUGAAACCGAGGAAACCUCGACCGCGCUGGAACGAACGCACAAAAAACGUGUUCUGGGAGUCGGGCUUGCCUUGGUUUCGCGGAUUGUUCGCAACUGCUAUGGGCAACUUGUGGUUCAUUCCGAAGAAGGCAGGGGCAGUCGAUUCGCGAUAUCCCUGCAGUUUGAUACCGGGUAG
This is a messenger RNA of Aspergillus uvarum CBS 121591, 2982 nucleotides long. RefSeq lists its product as uncharacterized. Gene Ontology annotation, biological process: phosphorylation; signal transduction; detection of visible light. NCBI's taxonomy places the organism in Eukaryota, Fungi, Ascomycota, Eurotiomycetes, Eurotiales, Aspergillaceae. Gene Ontology annotation, molecular function: phosphorelay sensor kinase activity; protein binding. The record is from RefSeq and is a predicted model, not a curated record. The coding region runs from base 1 to 2982 and encodes 993 amino acids. The transcript has a single exon.